Oryza brachyantha (malo sina) is the source of this 1313-nucleotide messenger RNA. RefSeq names its product S-type anion channel SLAH4-like. Lineage: Eukaryota; Viridiplantae; Streptophyta; Magnoliopsida; Poales; Poaceae. The record is from RefSeq and is a predicted model, not a curated record. Bases 2 to 1201 code for a protein of 399 amino acids. Gene Ontology annotation, molecular function: voltage-gated monoatomic anion channel activity. Gene Ontology annotation, cellular component: membrane. Gene Ontology annotation, biological process: intracellular monoatomic ion homeostasis; transmembrane transport. The transcript is spliced from 2 exons.
CAUGGAAACCUGCCAUGCACCGCUGAGCUGCCUGCCGGAGGCGGCCUCCGCCGGCGCGCCGUCGACGACGGGGCUCGAUGGCGUCUCCUCGCUCCUGACGCAGCUCGACGCCGGCUACUUCCGCAUCAGCCUCUCGCUGUGCGGGCAGGCGCUGCUGUGGCGCACGCUCUGCGCCACCGGCGGCGGCGGCGGCGGCGGCGGCGAGGUGGAGCGUUUGUCGCCGCGCGCGCUGGGCGCCUUGGCCCCCGCGGCGUCCGUGAUCCUCUGGUCGCUCGCGCUCCUCUCGCUGCUCGCGCUUACCGCGCUCUACGCGGCGCGCUGCCUGCUCCGGUUCGCCGCCGUGCGCGCCGAGUUCCGGCACCGCGUCGCCGUGAACUACCUCUUCGCACCGUGGGCGUCGUGGCUGCUGCUGCUGCAGGCGGCCCCGUCCUCGCUCCUCCGCCCGGACGCCGCGCCGCGCCGCGCCCUGUGGUGCGCCUUCGCGGCGCCGGUCCUCGCGCUCGACGUCACCGUGUACGGGCAGUGGUUCACCGAGGGCCGGACGGCGCUGUCCGUCGCCGCCAACCCGACGGGCCACAUCACGGUGGUCACCAACCUCGUGGCGGCGAGGGCGGCCGCGGAGCUCGGCUGGCGAGAGGGCGCCGUGGCCGUGUUCGCCGUCGCCGUCGCGCACUACGCCGUGCUGUUCGUCACGCUGUACCAGAGGCUCCUCGGCACGGACGCGCUCCCGGCCACGCUCCGGCCCGUGUUCUUCCUCUUCUUCGCCGCGCCGAGCAUGGCGUCGCUGGCGUGGGGUGCCAUCUCCUCCUCCUUUGACACUGCCUGCAAGAUGCUGUUCUUUCUUUCCCUCUUCCUAUUUGCCUCACUGGUGUCGAGGCCAGCACUGUUCAGGAGGGCCAUGCGCCGCUUCAGCGUGGCCUGGUGGGCGUUCCCGUUCCCGGUCACCGUGCUCGCCGCCGCCGCCGCCGAGUACGCGAGGGCGGUCGACGGGGGCCGCGCCGCCGUCGCGCUCGUGCUCGUGCUGUCGGCGCUCUCCGUCGCCGUCACCGUCGGCGUCAUGGUGUGCACGGCCAUCCGGACGACCGACCUGCUCGCAGACGACGGCGGCGGCGGCGGCGAUCAAGUGGUCAGCGCACCACCCGCCGUGGUGCCUUUGGAGACGCGCACAGCGUCAGGAUCACCGGUGUUUUCGUGCGUGUGAUGGAUUACAAUGCAGUUCGGCUGGCAGCAGUGGAGAAAUGACUGGUUAAAAUAACUUAUUAAUACGAUCAAAAGCAAUAUUCCGGUUAAUAUUAGUGGCAAUGAAAAUUCCA